Messenger RNA from Odocoileus virginianus texanus, 6898 nucleotides. The record is from RefSeq and is a predicted model, not a curated record. NCBI's taxonomy places the organism in Eukaryota, Metazoa, Chordata, Mammalia, Artiodactyla, Cervidae.
UUGCAGGCAGACGCUUUAUCGUCUGAGCCGCCAGGAGAGAAAGCCCUUAAAACUGUGUUGAGAGGCAUCAACUAAGGAUGUGCCCACAGGGUGGCAAGCAAUAACUGCAAAGUUCAGAUCACACACCAACGCGGCCCCCUUUCGCAUCCAAACACCUGUGCUUAUGCUCGAUUAAAAACAAUAACAACAAACUUUUAUUUCCUAUUUUGGUAGGGAGAGUUGAUCGGGGCGGGACACCAGUAUAUAAACAUAAACAUUUCUGUUAAGUCAAAUGUCCUUCACAAACCAGCGUAGGGGAAGAACGGAUGAAUUUCCUGAAGAAAGGUUAACGAAGAUAUGGAAAGGUCAAUUUCUGGCUUGCUCGCUCCAUCUCUACUGGGCACGCAAAAAGAAAAUACCAGGAAGACGGAACUUCAGCUAAAGGCGACACUGUUCCAAGUCUGAGGCACUGGGAAAUGACGGCCACAUACCUAAAGUUAUUCCAGUGUAAGGUUCGCCAUACUAACUUCCCUCAGAUGGGACCGUUCCUGCGUGCUGCCUACAACAGUUUUCCGACUCUCCCGCCAGUUCAAGAUCCUUCCCCGCCCUUGCCCACCUCCAAACCUUUCCGGGCCACCCCUGUAGCGCCUUACAGCCGCCAUUUUAAACAACACUAUCGCGAGAUAUACUUAGCCGUCUCGAGCCUGACUCAUUUACUUUCUUGCGAGAGGCUCUUCCCGGCUGUUCUCGCCGUAGCUGUGGAAACUGUCGCGAGAGCUGGUUGCCUUGGCUCCCUGUAGCUAUAGCAGCCGCGGCGGUUAAGGAUGCGGCGGCAGAAGCGGAGACAGAGUUUUGAAUAUCCGUCAGUCUGGAAAUAAAAGGAGUCUUUUAGGACUUAAAAUCACUGCGAGGGCAAAGCAUUUACACUGAGUCUCAAGGACUGUUUUCUAGAGACAGCAUUUUUUAACUUUCAGCGUAUAGAACCUGUACAUGUUUUUGCUCUCUGGCACAGCUGGCUAGUCUAGUCACGGAGGAAAAGAGAAGAGAUUUUCUGAAGUUGUGGAUGGAAUAAUAGAAGAUGUUUGGGACACAUUAAAGAACAACAGCAGAGCAACAACAGCAGAAACUCCAUGUUUUUCAAACAAACUUCUUAGCUUUCUGAAAUCUAUGCCAAUUGCUUAGAACCUGGGUUUUUAUUUCAGAGGAUGAUGGGACAAUGGGACAGGGCAGUAGAAGGCGAGGAGAGUUGUGCUGGAUUCUUGGUUGUCUGUCUGCCUCUCCUUCCAGUUGGGAAAAUCUUCAAUCCACAGGAAGCAUUAUAAACAAGCCUAAAGAACACACUCUACCCUGAUCCUGGGUUCUGUUGGAGUUGAGGAUUACAGCCACUUCACCAGGAUUUUAUGGAGGCAGUUCAAGAAAAAUAGAAGGAAGCAACACUUAAGGAUUUCUCUGUUUGAAUUUGUCCUGUGCCAUGUUAUUUUAGGUAUUGUUUGGAACAAGUUGAGGAGAGCUCUGGCUUGUGGAUCUAAGGAUGCCCGAGUUUCUUGAGCUACCUAUAUGAUUUGGAAAGGUUGUAAAUUCAAAGUCCUUCAACAUAAAUUUGUUAAAUUCUGAAUUCUUUUUAUAUUAAGGACUUCAACAAACACUAAGGACUCCCCCAAAGAUACAAAAUUUUCUCUUGUUUUCAGGCUAAAUGUGAACAGUAAUGUCUUGGAAGAGAAAUUAUUUUUCAGGGGGCCGUGGUAGUGUCCAGGGGAUGUUUGCUCCUCGAAGCUCAACCUCCAUAGCUCCCAGCAAAGGCCUCAGCAAUGAGCCAGGACAAAACAGCUGCUUCCUCAACAGUGCCUUGCAGGUUUUAUGGCACUUGGACAUCUUCCGACGUAGCUUUAGGCAGCUUACAACUCACAAAUGCAUGGGAGAUUCCUGCAUCUUCUGUGCUCUCAAGGGGAUCUUUAACCAGUUUCAGUGCAGUAGUGAGAAAGUGCUUCCAUCUGACACUCUCCGCAGUGCUCUGGCAAAGACUUUUCAGGAUGAGCAGCGUUUCCAGCUGGGAAUUAUGGAUGAUGCCGCGGAGUGCUUUGAAAACCUCCUGAUGAGAAUUCACUUCCACAUUGCUGAUGAAACCAAAGAGGACAUAUGUACUGCCCAACACUGCAUCUCCCACCAGAAGUUUGCGAUGACACUGUUUGAGCAGUGUGUAUGUACCAGCUGUGGCGCCACUUCUGACCCACUGCCUUUCAUCCAGAUGGUGCAUUAUAUCUCCACUACUUCCCUUUGCAAUCAGGCUAUUUGUAUGCUGGAAAGACGAGAAAAACCCUCACCAAGCAUGUUUGGUGAGCUGCUGCAGAAUGCCAGCACCAUGGGGGAUCUGCGGAACUGCCCGAGCAACUGUGGAGAAAGGAUUCGGAUUCGCCGUGUGUUGAUGAACGCGCCACAGAUUAUUACAAUUGGGCUGGUAUGGGACUCAGACCACUCAGACUUGGCAGAGGAUGUCAUUCACAGCUUGGGCACCUGCCUUAAGCUGGGUGAUCUGUUUUUCAGAGUGACAGAUGACCGGGCCAAGCAGUCUGAACUCUACUUAGUAGGAAUGAUCUGUUACUAUGGCAAACAUUACUCUACAUUCUUUUUCCAAACAAAAAUCCGCAAAUGGAUGUAUUUUGAUGACGCUCAUGUCAAGGAGAUUGGGCCCAAGUGGAAGGAUGUGGUGACCAAAUGCAUCAAGGGGCAUUAUCAGCCUUUGCUGCUGCUUUAUGCAGAUCCCCAGGGUACCCCAGUGUCCACCCAGGACUUGCCCCCCCAAGUUGAGUUCCAGUCAUACAGCAGGACGUGCUACGAUAGUGAAGAUUCAGGGAGGGAGCCCUCCAUCUCAAGUGAUACUCGAACAGAUUCCUCAACGGAGAGCUAUCCCUACAAACACUUCCACCAUGAGUCUGUGGUCAGUCACUUCUCUUCUGAUUCUCAGGGGACAGUCAUCUAUAAUGUGGAGACUGAUUCCACGUCUCAGAGCAGUCGGGACACAGGACACCUGACUGAUAGUGAAUGUAAUCAGAAACUCCCAUCCAAGAAAGGGUCACUGAUAGAGCGCAAGAGGAGCUCUGGCCGGGUCAGGAGGAAAGGCGAUGAGUCUCAGGCCUCAGGGUACCACAGUGAAGGAGAAACACUGAAAGAGAAGCAGGCUCCUAGGAAUGCCUCCAAAUCAUCCAGCAGCACCAACAGGCUAAGGGAUUUUAAAGAGACAGUCAGCAAUAUGAUCCAUAACAGACCAUCCCUGGCUUCUCAGACCACCCUGGGACCUCCUUGUGUGGGGAGGGGAGGAGAACAGACUGACAGGAAACCUGCUCGGAGCCUGCCUUUGCACGCUCGUGAUUGGGAAGUAGAGAGCACCAGCAGCGAGUCCAAAUCCAGUUCUUCCAGCAAGUAUCGUCCGACAUGGAGGCCCAGGCGGGAGGCUCUGAAUAUCGACAGUAUCUUUAGUAAGGACAAAAGGAAGCACAGUGGCUAUACCCAGCUUAGCCCCUUUUCUGAAGAUUCAGCAAAAGAAUUUACACCAGAUGAGUCAAGCAAGCCACCUGCUCACAACAUUAAAACUGGAGGACCAAGCCCCCAGUACAAGAUCUGGGGCCCAGCACGGCCAGGCUGUCACCUUUUAGAGCAACACCCUCGCCUAAUCCAGCGAAUGGAAUCUGGCUAUGAGAGCAGUGAGAGGAACAGCAGCAGCCCUGUCAGCCUGGAUGCAGCCCUGCCUGAGAGCUCAAGUGUCUGCAGGGAUCCAAGUGCUAAGAGGUCAGCGGGGUUGGCCCCCUCCUGGCGUCACAUCCCGAAGUCUCACAGUAGCAGCAUCCUGGAGGCAGAUUCCGCUGUGUCUAGGAGUGGCUGGAUGAAGAAUCAGCCACUUUCAGGUGGGGAGAUAUCUUCCAAAACUGAACUGGAUGAAUUGCAGGAAGAAGUGGCCAGAAGGGCACAGGAGCAGGAACUUCGGAGGAAACGAGAGAAGGAAUUAGAGGCAGCUAAAGGGUUUAACCCUCAUCCCAGCCGCUUCAUGGACUUGGAUGAACUGCAGAAUCAGGGGAGGAAUGACGGCUUUGAGAGGUCCCUGCAAGAGGCAGAGUCAGUGUUUGAAGAGUCGCUGCGUCUGGAGCAGAAGGGAGACUGUGCUGCCGCUUUGGCUCUCUGUAACGAAGCUAUCUCUAAACUAAGACUUGCCCUGCAUGGUGCCAGCUCUAGCACGCACAGCAGAGCCCUAGUCGAUAAGAAGUUGCAAAUCAGUAUUCGAAAAGCACGGAGCCUGCAGGAUCGCAUGCAGCAGCAGCAAUCAUCUCAGCCGCCGUCGCAGCCCUCAGCCUGCCUCCCCUCACAGGGGGGAGCCCUCCCUCAGCCAACAAGUGAACAGCCUAUCCCGCUCCAAGUAUUGUUAAGCCAGGAGGCCCAACUGGAACCCUACACGAAUACGGAGUUUGGGGCCAGUGCUUUCAUUUACUCACCUGCUUCCUGCCAUGAGUCACUCUCGCCGUUAUUCCCAGAGCCCUCCGCCCUGUCUGCUCCGCAGCACAGCUCCCCACGUGGGUCUGCCUCGAACCUUCUUGCUCCAGUUGAGGUGGACAGUGCUGACCCCUCUGUGUUUCACAGGCAGGGCUUACCUAGAACACCAGGGAGAACUGAGACGGACUCUCCUCAUGGUUGGGAACCAGAGGAUGAGCGGCAGAGCUGCAGGGGUGAUGACAGCAGCUGCACCAGGUUCCCCCAACAAGAAGGAAGAGACACUGAUCAAGAACAGCUAUUCCAAGAAAAGAGGGAUCCUGCUGACUCAUCCCUGGCGAUGCCUUGGUCACAGCCAAUUGGAAUAACAGCCACCUCUGAGAGAGGAGACUCGCACAGUCUAGGCUGUGGUCCUUCAAGUUCAGCAGCUCAGCCUAGCCUUUCUCUGCACAGGGCCUGCCACCCCGUAAAGCCUGCUCCUUCCUCAUCUGUGCUUCACUCUUCUAAUGCUGUACAGAAAACUAACCAAUGCCUCCAAACCCAAAACCUCAAAACUCCAUUGACUUCAAAUAUGGACCGAGGCAGCGAGGAGCCCUCUAUGCCAGAGUUUCCUACCACCAAGGGGCUUGUCCGCUCUUUGGCAGAGCAGUUCCAGAGGAUGCAUGGUGCCUCCACCAGGGAUGGUACAGGUGCCCAGGAUAGAAGUUUGCCAAAUAGUCUAAGGAAGGACUCUCCACCUUCUGACUGUAAGCCUCCUUUUCCACAGGGUCAAGGGAAAGGCCACUGGUCUUGGGCAAAACAACAGCCCUCUUUGGAUGGUAGGAACAAACUGCCUUCCUGGGAAGAGCCUGCUAAUCAUCCUUCUCUUGCCAUGAACUGUGGGCCGCCUAAUGGUGAAGCUUCUAGGGGAGGACAGCCCAGGUUGGCAGAGUCAGGUAUUUACCAUGGGAAACCGUCUCAAGUGAGAGAUACUGGGCCUAAGGAGCUGGGCAGCAGUGUCGAUUCAGGGACUUCCUUGCCUUUGGAUUCUUGGGUGAAUGUCACAAGGCUGUGUGAUUCUCAGCUUAAACAUGGGGUCCCUGGGCCAGGAAUGAAGUCCUCCCCUCAUGAUUCCCAUACCUGUGUAACCUAUCCAGAAAGAAACCACAUCAUUUUGCAUCCACAUUGGAACCAGGACACAGAGCAGGAGACCUCAGAAUUGGAGUCUCUCUACCAAGCCAGUCUUCAGGUUUCUCAAUCUGGCUGUUCUGGAUGUGGGCAGCAGGAAGUAGUCUGGAACCCGCUGAGCCAAACAGGCUCUGCAGAUGGUGUAGGGAGGAGGCUGCACUCAGCCCCUCGCCUUGGUCUCUCAAAGACCCCAACAGCAGAAAUGGAGCACAGUCUCCAUGAAGCCAACACUGUGUCUGCUUCUCAGGCCGCACCUUGCCGAGGCCCCAGCAGGGAGUGUGGGGAGGAUGAUCAGUAUGGUGCGGAGAACUUUCGGCGCAUCUCACGCAGUCUCAGUGGCACUGUUGUCUCAGAGAGGGAGGAGGUCCCAGUCUCUUCCCACAGUUUUGAUUCAUCAAGCGUGAGGAGAAAGCCUUUGGAAACCCGGCAUCGUUGUUCCAGCUCCUCUUCCCUCCCUGUCAUCCAUGACCCUCCUGUAUUUCUCCUUGGUCCCCACCUCUACCCACCCCAACCACAGUUCCUGUCCCCAGAUGUCUUGAUGCCCAGCAUGGCAGGGGAGCCCCAUAGACCCUCAGGAACUUCAAGGAAUGUCCAGCAGUUUCUGGCUAUGUGUGACAGGGGUGAAACUUCCGAAGGGGUCAAGUACACAGGAAAGACUUUGAACUACCGGAGUCUCCCGCAUCGUUCCAGACCAGAUGCCUCCCGGGGACCAUGGUCAGAGGCCAACCAGCAUAUUGGGGCCAGAUUCCUGACUACUCCAGGGUGCAAGCCUCAGCUAACCCACACUGCCACACUACCAGAAAGACACCAGGGCCUUCAGGUUCCUCAUGCUCAGUCCUGGGGGGAUCUUUUCCAUUCACCCUCCCAUCCUUCUGUUGUUCACCCUGUGUCGCCAUCAUCAAGCAGUCUUCGUGUACCCAUGAGGUCAGCUUGGAAUUCAGGUCCUGUUCCAGGGUUUCGAGCCCCUGGUCCUCGAAGAGUAGAUAUGCCCCCAGAUGAUGACUGGAGGCAAAGCAGUUAUGCCCUGCCAUCUAGACACAGGAGGACAGGGAGAGAGGAGUUUCUUUUUGUCCUAGCAGAUGCCCCUGGCAGAGAACAGAUGAGGGGAAGAGCCCUGCAGCAGGGCAGGUGGUAAAGGUCACCCGUUUCCUCUCCUGGAGCCACAGCUUUCUCUGUUAAGCUGUACUGCAGCAGAGUUGGUACCCUGCAUCCCUGCCAAGGUUGUGCAAGUCUUAUCUCAACACAGAGUUGGCAGUUUCUCCCAGGGGUGCCAGGA